UCUCCCAACUCUUAUCACUUUUACAAAAUCCCAUUAAUCUCUGAUUAUCAUCUUCUUGCAAAAUCCAUUUGCUCAUCAUUUCUUCACUUCCAACUUACAAACUAAACAUGAGUACCCUCUCCGAGGUCUAUAGAGACCACCCUCUCCACCUCCACCAUAUCGCCCCGCUCGACUUUUCCGCCGUGCGGACCAUGCCCGACUCGCAUGUGUGGCGGCCGGAAUCCUCCAACGAUUUCUCGUUCGGAGAGUUGUCGUCGUCGCCGGUGCCCGUCAUCGACCUCGGUGACCCCAAUGCGCCCGAGCUUAUAGUGCAGGCAUGCGAGACGUGGGGUGUUUUUCAGUUGGUGAACCAUGGAGUAUUGUUGAGUCAUAUAGAGGAGGUUGAGUACGAGGCUGGACGGUUCUUCGCCCUGCCGACCCGACAAAAGUUGAAGGCCCUCCGGACGCCGUGCGGGGCCACCGGAUAUGGCGUUGCUCGGAUAACGCCGUUCUUCUCAAAGUACAUGUGGCAUGAAGGGUUCACAAUCAUGGGGUCUCCGGCCGAUCAUGUUAGGGAACUUUGGCCCCAUGACCAUGAACGGUUUUGUGAUGCAAUGGAAAAUUAUCAGAAGGAUAUGAAGGGUCUAGCCGAGCGACUCACCCGCCUAAUCUUCGACUCCCUGAAAAUCUCCGCCGAAGAAAUAAGUUGGCUGGCUUCAACCACCGGCUCCGGCGGAUCACCACCACCACCAUCAACCGCCUCCACAGCUCUACAGCUAAACUCCUACCCCUCCUGCCCCGACCCGAACCAAGCCAUGGGUCUAGCCCCGCACACCGACACCUCCCUCCUCACCAUCCUCCACCAAAGCGAAACAAACGGCCUCCAAGUCUUCAAACCGGGGCUCGGAUGGGUUCUCAUUCCGCCGGUCGCCGGCGCAUUUGUGGUCAACAUCGGCGAUAUUCUGCAUAUUCUCUCGAAUGCUCGAUUUCCCAACGCCCUUCACCGCGUCGUGGUCAACGGCAGCCGGCAGCGAUUUUCCGUCGCCUACUUUUACAGCCCGCCGACGGACUACGUCGUUUCGCCGUUGUAUAAGGGUUUGAAUUCCGGGGAAGAUAAUAUAAUUCCUCGUUACCGCUCUGUGGCGGUGAAAGAGUAUAUUGGUUUGAAGGCCAAAAAUCUCGAGAAUGCCCUUUCGAUUCUACGAACUUAAAAUGCUGAAGUUGCGUGCAUGCAUGAGAGUGUGUUGACAAAAAUGUUCUUGUGUGGAAAUAUUGGCUAUCUUUGAAUCUGGUUGAUUUAAUUACUAGCUGCCUAAUUAAUUUCGGUUUUUUUUUGAGCUAAUGUUUUAGUUUUUGUUGAUGUAUUAAUUAAGUUAAUGAUUAAAUUUAUCAUUUUGUAUGA
This is a messenger RNA of Corylus avellana, 1381 nucleotides long. RefSeq names its product gibberellin 3-beta-dioxygenase 1. Lineage: Eukaryota; Viridiplantae; Streptophyta; Magnoliopsida; Fagales; Betulaceae. The record is from RefSeq and is a predicted model, not a curated record.